Nannochloropsis gaditana CCMP526 is the source of this 693-nucleotide messenger RNA. Its product is annotated as protein kinase. The transcript is spliced from 3 exons. The record is from RefSeq and is a predicted model, not a curated record. The annotation marks the transcript as partial.
UCCUACCUCCUGCCCGGGCAUUUCCACCGCCCCCGUGCCUACUCUGCUGCAACUUUAUCCACUGAGCGCGCGGCCGCGGCCAUGGGAAACGAGCUCACCAAAAAGUAUGACAAAGAAAAAAUUCACACGGCGUCUGGUGGACAUGAAUGCCUCUGGAAGAUCUAUCGGGCGACUGUUAAAAGCACGGGGGAACCGGCCUCUGUUUUUGUUCUCGACCUGGAUGACUUGAAAAGCCUUCCGAAAAACGAACGGGAGCAGUUGCUGGACAUAUUUCGCAAGAGUCGUGAUGCCAACAUGAGAGAGACGAGUACCAAGAAGAGGGAGGAAGGUGCCAUGAAGAGAGAGGAGAGUGCCGAGAUGAGGGAGGAGUCGAAAGGGGAACAAAAUCGAGCUCCACAUGUGGAGUACAACCUCCGUAAGAUCGCGACCGAAGCCCUUUUCUCACCGUCGACCUUCCCUUUUCCCUCCCGCCUUGGCCCCUGCCACCCUCCCAUGCCUUUCUCCCAGGAUAUACGUGCGCUCCGCGAGCUAAACCAUCCGUACAUCCUGAAAAUUUACGACGUGCUGGAGGAGAACAAGAAAUGCUUGGCCUUCGUGGCAGAGAGGGUCUCCUUCUCGCUGGCCAAUGCUCUCCAUCGGUAUCAAAACCUGCCUGCCAGGGAACAACCGCUUCCUAAAGAGUUGGUGGAAUUC